GCCUCUUCGUCGGCGAUGGCGGCGGCAGCGGCGGCAGCGGCGGAGGAGGUCGGGGAAGUGGCGCCGGGGGAGAGCCGCAAGCUCUUCGUCGGCGGCAUCCCCUCCUCGGCGCAGGACGUGGAGCUGCGGGGCCACUUCGCUCGCUUCGGCGCCGUGCGCUCCAUGGUCUUGAUGCGGGACAAGGAGACCGGCCACAGCCGCGGCUUCGGCUUCGUCGAGUUCGACGACGAGGAAGCGGCUGACAAGGCGCUCGGCGACGGGGAGAACCCCAAGCACUUCAUCUGCGGACGACUGGUGGACGUUAAGAGGGCUAGGAUUAGACCUCCGCGGAACAUGGGCGACCAACCUUUGCAUCAGCAGGAACAGGGUCCAUACCAGGGCCACCGCAACAACCAGCCCGCUGGGAACGCUACUGAGGCCAGCGGCGACAAUGUCAGCUACGCAUCAAAGAAGAUCUUCAUUGGUGGCCUGAGGGACAACAUCACGGAGGAGGAGUUCCGGGCGUACUUUGAGGCGUUUGGCACUGUAACAGAUGUCGUAGUGAUCUACGACAGCAUGACCAGCAGGUCCAGGGGCUUUGGUUUUGUCACCUUUGACUCAGAGGAAGCUGUGAGGAAGGUCAUGGGGCAAAGCUUCCAUGACUUGAAAGGAACAAGGGUGGAAGCAAAGAUCGCCAUCCCCAAGGAUGCUCAGUACCCCCGUAAUGGCCGGGGUCGUGGCUCAAGAACCUUUGGCGGAAGGGGUCCUGCUGGCUAUGAUGGCUCCACCUACCAACCGUACAACAACCGGCCUGGCUUCUACAAUGGCUAUAUGCCGCAGCCUGUUCCCCCGCAUCCCUACUAUCAUGGCCUCUAUCUUGGCAUGCCGGGCAAUCCCUAUGCAAAUGCGUACCCAAACCAAGGAGUCAUGCCCAAUGUUCCAAGCAUGGUUGCGAGGCGUCCAGUAUAUACCCCGUACCCCCCAAUGUUCCCUGGUUAUGGUUUUGCAUACAGAGGUGCUUAUGCAGCUGCUGCCCCUUCUGGUCCGUAUGGCGUUAAUGGUGCCACUGAUUUCAUCAAUGAUCAAGACUCUACAAAUCUACAUCAACUUGACAGCGCUGCUACCGUUGCUGCAAAGUUUGAGUACAUGAAGCUAGGUUCACAAUGACAUUCUGGACUAUUACUUCUACAUUGAUGACACCUGAUGGCAACAUUUGUUUGGGAACCUGCAACUGUGAAGACAUGAGCUGAGAUUCUUUGGUUGACAAGUAUAUCAUUGGAAUUGUUCAACUUACCCCCAUUCCUUGUUUCAACUGCCUGUACACUGAAAACAUUAAGUUUCAACCGGCUGUUGAGCUCACCUCUCUUGUACCAGUGCUUAAAUUCUUUGUCGGUUUAAUGUAUCAGAAUCAUACUUUGAUCCUAAUUGCUCAUGCAACCUAGGUUGUUUAUAUGCUGGUUUAUUUCGAUCAGCUGUUGCCAA
This is a messenger RNA of Lolium rigidum, 1461 nucleotides long. RefSeq names its product RNA-binding protein 1-like. Bases 16 to 1146 code for a protein of 376 amino acids. The record is from RefSeq and is a predicted model, not a curated record. Gene Ontology annotation, molecular function: RNA binding. The transcript has 3 exons. NCBI's taxonomy places the organism in Eukaryota, Viridiplantae, Streptophyta, Magnoliopsida, Poales, Poaceae.